AUGGGUCUAUUGCGAAAAAUCAUAUCCCGCAAAUCGAAGGAUCCCGAGCGAGAAAAGCCGCCCAGCAAUGGCAUGAUCGCAGGAAAAAAUAGCACGGCGCAGCAGAGCUCUGUCCCCGGUGCACCAGCUACACGGCCGAGCGACAAUACUCCAGGCACAAGCGAGAAAAGAGUCGAUAAAGAGAGAACCGAUGUCCGCGCCAUGAAUAAAGACAUACCAAACAACAAGAACUGGGAUCUGAAGGUUCUUGUCGAGCCUACAAGCAAAGAAAAUAUCAUCGAUAUAGUUGCCGUUCACGGCAUUGGGGCUGAUCCAGCAGACACCUGGGUUCAUAAGAAUUUCAAGACUGACGCUCAUGGCAAUAAGGUUGAGGUCAAUAGGGUUGACUGGCUACAAGACCAGAGUAUGCUCCCAUCCAUUGUUCCUAACGCCCGUAUCAUGCGAUUUGGGUACCCUUCCAGCUGGUUUGGUAGCCGCGAUGAACAACAUACCGAAACGUUCGUAAGCGAUGUGAGCGAACAAUUAUCCAGGCGUCUAAACCAGGUUCGAAAUGGCUCUACCCGACCAUUGAUCUUCAUUGCCCACAGCUAUGGAGGCUUGCCUGUUAUAGACGCUCUUCGUGAUUCUAUCCUGAAACACAAUUCUGGGGGCAAGUCACCCAAUCCUGUUAGCAGCGCAUUUCAGUUUACCGCUGGACUGUUGUUUUUUGGCGUUCCAUUUCAAGGAAGAGGUGGCCCGUCGACCGAGGAAUGGAUUAAGAAGAUCAAAGAACACCACAAGAAUGAUCCGGAUUUCCAGGUCUGGAAUCAGACAAUGACUGCUUCCGUACCCAAAAGUCAAUUUCUUCAAGGCCUAGUUGGCCAGUAUCUCGAAACGCGGGUUUGUGACCAUCCUAUUCCUAUCACUUGUUUCUGGGACCGAUUUGCAAGUCGGGUGGGAAAAUUCUGGGGUGAGGAAGAUCCAGAAAAGUCAAACUUCAUCGUUGUAUCUAAGACGUCGGCCUGUCUUCAACGCUCGAAGGACGUAAGCCAGGUUCCCCUUGAUCGGAAUCACUACAACCUCAAUAGGUUUGAGGGUCCCGAGGAUCCAGUUUGGAAAAUGGUUGUUCCAGAAAUUCAACAACGGGCUGGAUAUGCUAGUGAAUUCCUGAGCCGCCGGGACCAAGGUGAGGAUAUCCCAUCACGAGUUGAUUGCUAUUUUUCUGACAUCGAAGGUACAGACCUCGGGUUCGCGGUGAAUUGGAGCCUAUACCACUUAACCAAGACGGCGCACUUUGUUGCUCGUGAGAGUGACUUGGAAAAGAUGGAAGGGCUACUGCAAAAACAGAAUGGUCGCCGCUCUGUGGUUGUUUCGGGCCUAGGUGGGAUGGGUAAAACUCAACUGGCGAUCAAAUAUGCACAGUUGCAUCAAGAUGAAUACUCUGCCGUGUUUUUCCUGGACAUUACGAGCGACAAAUCCAUGCGAAAGAGCUAUGAUGUGAUAGCAGCACGAAUCACGGCAGACCACCCAACGACAAACCGUCUGGAAGUGACCCCGGAAAAGAAUGAACAAAAUUCUAAUGCCGUCGUGUCGGCCGUCAAGAAAUGGCUGGAGUUACCGAAGAAUACCAGUUGGUUGAUGGUGUUCGACAACUAUGAUAAUCCAGCUGUUCCCACCAAUACUCACCCAGAAAGGGUCGACAUUCAAAAUUAUCUCCCAGCGUGCAAUCAUGGGUCGGUCAUCGUCACGACCAGGGUAGAAAAUGUCAAAUUGGACUCUCAAAGCUCGAUGAAAAUCGAGAAAGUGAGCGAUUUACAUGGGCAGGAAAUCUUGGCAAAGACAUCAGGGCGUCAGGGAGUUCUCAAAAACAAAAAUACAUACAAGCUCGCGACCAAACUAGGUGGUCAUCCACUAGCCCUGGCUAUUGCUGGCUCAUAUCUCCAUACCUCGCAUAUGUCAUUCGAAAAUUAUCUUGCCUUUUAUGAAAGCGAGUGGAAAAGGUUGCAGACGAAGAGUCCAAAAUCGGAUUCUUACAACCAUACUCUCCUUACCACAUGGCACAUCACAGUUGAUCAGCUCAAAAAGGACCACCCCAGCUCUAUCAAAAUGCUAAAGAUUCUCGGUUACACAACAGAUGGGAUCAUGUCCUAUAAAUGGCUGAAAGCAGGGUCGGGUGCUAUGCCAAAAGCAGUUCAACGGAUCGUUCAAGACGAGCUCGACUUCGGCGAGACAAUGCGUCAUCUUGUUAACUACGGCCUUGUCGAGCUUCACGAUCUCAACGAAGAGUUGGAUGUUGAGCUCGCAUGGUCUGUUUAUGCCUGUGCAAUGAUUCCACCUGACGAGCCAGAUAUGACCGCUUUGCGGGCUCUGAUUGCCAGUCAUGACAGUGCGUGGUCUCAACUGACGAACGUUUGGUGGACAAACGAAAACAUCCGAAACAUUCUUCAGCAGCAAAAGGGAUUCAAGUUUCCAUCGGACUGGGAAGCUCUGGAUUUCUUGCUAGGGGCCUUUGGUUAUUACGGUUCCUUCGCAUUGCCCGGGACUGUUGAUGACCUCGAGGAGAUCAUCCCUGUUCAAUCGACACACUUCAAGGCUAAAUUUAAUGUACCACGAUCCUGUUUCCUCCCCCAAGAGUUGAAAGAUACAGUCACCAAGGGAGUUAGCUCCAGCGACAAGAGCUUUUUCGUACACUUUCCAACCAUCGAGUCGCUGUCACCGAGGCGGAGUAAGCCACAGGAUGCAAUGAGCCUAGAAAAGAUGCAAAUGAUGACAGGAAAUUUGAUGCGAAAGAAGGCUUUACGAAUGGAGUCAGAACGAAACUUUAUGGAACACACAGAAUUCCCAGACUUCCUCGCGCAUGUGGUUAUCUGGAGAGGGAAAGCGAUGUAUAUGCACUUUUUUUUCAUGAAAGGCGUCGAUUGUGAUUUCAAACUUUAUGCUAGAAGGUAUACGCCUUACUCGGAUGAAACUGGUUGGUUCAUCAGGUGA
Molecule: messenger RNA, 2967 nt
Organism: Penicillium expansum
Lineage: Eukaryota; Fungi; Ascomycota; Eurotiomycetes; Eurotiales; Aspergillaceae
Exons: 6
Coding region: 1-2967 (988 amino acids)
Molecular function (GO): ADP binding
Source: RefSeq, a predicted model, not a curated record